AUGCCUACGAACAAACGAGUCUGGGCACGAUUUGUCUCGUUUGUCAGCGAUGAUGGCAAGAUAUAUGCUGGUGAGCCUGUUGAUGCGGAGAUUGAUGUUGGACUCGCUGUAAAGGAGGGUAAAGUAGUCAAGGCCCGAGUGCUCAGUUCAAGCUCGGCUCUUGACGAGGGAGCAAAGUUCACGGGACAGGAGCGCCCAGUGAAACAGAUACUGGCAGUCACAGCAGAGCAAGUUGGAAGCAUCCGAUGCAUCGGCGUGAACUACAACGACCAUGGCGCUGAGCUCGGCUAUGCUGUUCCACCGGUGCCAAUUGUGUUCAUCAAGCCAAACUCGGCGUUGAAUGACCCCAGUGCACCCAUCAUCAUCCCGAAUUUCGUGGCAGAUGCGGAUUUCGAGGUCGAACUAUGCGUGGUGAUCGGCAAAGAAGCCAGGAACGUGACCGACGACGAGGCCCUGGACUAUAUCCUUGGAUAUUCCACUUCCAACGACGUAGCUGCGCGGAGGGCACAAACAAUCACCACCCAGUUCUGCCAUGGAAAGGGGUUCGACACCUUUGCUCCCGUCGGACCAACGUUGGUGCAUGCAAAGGCGAUUCCCAACCCACAGAUCCUGGAAAUGAGGACCACUUUGAACGGGGAAGAAAUGCAGCACACGACCCUCGAUACCAUGAUCUUCCCCGUAGCGAGGAUCGUCUCGCAUUUAUCUCAGGCCACGACCAUACCCGCAGGGACGAUCAUCAUGACGGGCACUCCUGGAGGAAUCGGACACUCGCGAACCCCGCCCCAGUAUCUGAAGGAAGGAGACGACUUGAGACUGUGGAUUAGCGGUGGUCUCGGAACGCUCACCAAUCCUAUUGUGAAGGACAAGUCUUCGAGUCGCUUUGACAACGGACUGGCUGAGAGGAAUGGCAAGGCUUUGUGA
Molecule: messenger RNA, 921 nt
Organism: Capronia coronata CBS 617.96
Lineage: Eukaryota; Fungi; Ascomycota; Eurotiomycetes; Chaetothyriales; Herpotrichiellaceae
Exons: 6
Coding region: 1-921 (306 amino acids)
Molecular function (GO): acetylpyruvate hydrolase activity
Source: RefSeq, a predicted model, not a curated record